AUGAACUUUCAUGAUCAGCAUCGUUUACCUUACAAUUUCAUGCAUUGUACAUUUUGUACUCUUUAUUCCAAUGGAUAUGUAGAGCUGCAGGAAUAUGCAAAACAACAAGAAGUGAAACAUCGUCGUAAAAUCAUUCUUCCUUGCGUCAUUCCAUGGGAAUAUGGAUCCAACAAAUAUGCUAGUCAAAAAGGUACCGGCGGUUUUGGUACCAUUCGAAAUGCCACAACACCAAUCAAAUGUAGCAAACAAUUAAGCGAAAGUAAUGAUGGUGUAGUACCAUGGAUGAAUUGUCCCCAGUUACGAGAUAAAGAACUUGCAUCUCAAGCAGGCCUAACACCAUUUGGCGGAAUUCGAGAACAUGCCAUCAAAGUACUGGAUAAGGAGGGUGAAAAGAAGAAAGAUAUCAAUAAAAUUGUUGGUGAUCAGACUAGCGAAAGUAUAUUAAAGAUUUGGUCACAAGCAAAUCCUGAUGCUAAAAAUGGUCAGCUAUUCGGGAAACAUCGAGAUGCUGUGAUGGAAGUGAAAGGCGGUCGACAAUUUAGUCAAAAAGAAUUAAAUGCAAGUCGAGCCGCUAUCCCAAAAUUUCAGGAUCCACGUGAAACACUAGCAGCUAAAGCAAAAAAGGCUGAUGGUAUUCGUUCUAACGGGUCAAUCACUAACAGACAAGAAGUAGCCAAGCAAAUUAAAAGUGGGAAAGGGACUGAAGAUGAUAUCCUGGAUACACAUUAUAUGGCUUGGAUUGGUGGACAGUUAACUCUACAAUCACAGUCACCUUCAGAUGACUUCCAAAAGUCUCGCGACAUCGUCUCUAGAUCAUAUUUUGACCAGGUAAUGAGUGAGAGGGAAUAUAUGAUCAAGAAAGCAAAAGAAGAUAAAGUACGACGUCAAGAAAACAGGGGAAAAGGAAAGGUGAAAGGUAAAUUUGAAAUCGAUGGAAAAGAAAAGUGA
Messenger RNA from Loa loa (African eye worm), 948 nucleotides. RefSeq lists its product as hypothetical. The transcript is spliced from 6 exons. The coding region runs from base 1 to 948 and encodes 315 amino acids. The record is from RefSeq and is a predicted model, not a curated record. NCBI's taxonomy places the organism in Eukaryota, Metazoa, Nematoda, Chromadorea, Rhabditida, Onchocercidae.